ACACAUACACAUACACAACGCAGCACAACUGAAACAACUCAAUCCGACUCGAUCCUCAAUUUUGUAUCUUUCGUCUUUCCUCAAACGGCGACGCGCGCGCGAACCUAACGGACGUCUCGUCGUUUUAAUUUAAAAACAGCUGGUACUUUUAUCGCAAAUCAAAACCAAACCUAGCACUUGCGUGUCUUUUUGCUGUUACUCUAAGUGAAUGAAUUAGUGAUGGUUUUAUGUGAUGUUCUCAGUGUUAUGAACGUGAAAAAACCUGAAAGUGAUUAAAAACAGGAGGGUUCCAGACUUUCCAAUGAACGUGAGCCAUGUGACCACGAGAACGGAGAACCAACAUUUGUGAUGUGGGUGGUGGCCGCGUUGCUGGCGGCAUCGGCGGCGGCGGUGGCGUCCAUGCCGUGCACGGAGGCCCGCAACCGCUGCAUGUACCGGACCGGAUGCGGCGCCGCGCUCUCCAACUACAUGAUGAUGUGCGAACGAGUGCUCACAACCGACUUGCCCCCCACGGCAUGCCCAAACGAAUGCAGCAACGCUCUUAUCGCGCUCACUUCCACCGAAGAGGGAAAGGAGCUCAUGAGUUGUGAAUGCGAAGACGACUAUUGCAUAGAGGCAAAGGACAGGAUUGACGUGUGUCGGUCACAAGUAAUGAAGGGCGCUUCGGAUGUCAUACCAUCCUGCAGCCUCUCCCAACUAAUAUGCCUGGCCGACGCCCAGUGUUCGACUGCUUUACAAUACUACCAUCAUCUAUGCCGUUCAAUGUUCCGAGGAAGAAAAUGCUCAAAAAAAUGCAUUAACUCCAUUGAAAUUCUAAGGAAACAGGAAAAGGCCGCAGCGUUGACAGUUUGCCAAUGCGACGGCACCGAAGACUACGAUUGCCCUACAAUGCAAGAGAAUCUGGCUAGGUUGUGCUUCCACAAACAUAAGAAUCACACGCGAAGUCAUGACCGACACGGAGAGAAACAUAAGAAAGUCAAUGAAGUAGUUUAUGCGAGUGCUUCCAGUCUCAGUGAUAUAUCGCUGUUGUUAUUCUUGACUUGUAUUCUGAGUGCUUUCUCAUGAUAGUUCAAGAAACACUGCAUCUACAUAGUGUGUUUUUAUAAUAUCUUUAAUUCGUUUAGUGGUGUAGAUAUGUAAAAAAAAAUUGUAUUAUACGACACGUUAGAUAAGUCAAGUUAGAAGCACGUAAUUUUGAUAUUUUCGUUCAUUUAAAGUAUUCAAAGAGGAUUGAGUCUAUCGGAGACGUAGCUGCGCCGCCCACGGCUUGCGCGGGUGUUGCUAUAAAUACGGCGGCGCCGGUGGUCCGUUGACAAAUGCUGGCUUGUUCCCGAUGGCGCCACGCCGAUUGAUCUAGCUGUUCCGGUAACACGUCAUACACGGCAUGUUAAAGAAUUCACCCUAUAUCCAUCCCUUUUAGUAUACCUGAAAUAGUAAGAGACGAAAGCUCUGCGGGAUCAGGGAAGUGUUCUGAAGUAUCGCUGGCUAAUUUUGUAGUGACACUAAUCGUUUUGUGCCGCGGCCCAGUAAACGCUCGCAUAAUACCGCCGCGCUUUGGUGUUCAGUUAUAUUUUCUUGUUUCACAUCCGCUACGAAUGAUGAGUUUAGUAGCUAAUGGCUUCCGUGCUUCACUCGAGUUUCUAUGUUUUUUUUUUCAGUCAAUGAUCAAGAGACGUUAACAUGUUAAAAUUUAUCGAAAUAUAAAAAAUACUGGUGGUUUUCACUGAUGGUAGGGCCUCUUGGGAGUCCGCAGGUACCACCACCCCGCUUAUUUCCGACGUGAAGCAGUAAUGCCUUUCGGUUUGAAGGGUGGGGUGGCCUUUGUAACUAUACUGAGACCUUAGAACUUAUAUCUCGAAGUGGGUGGCGCAUUUACGUUGUAGAUGUCUAUGGGGUCCAGUAACCACUUAACACCACGUGGGCUGUGAGCUCGUCCACCCAUCUAAGCAAUAAAAUAAUAAUAAAAAAAUUUAUUAUAUUAUAAUAACAAAAAAAUUGAUAUGAUUAAAAGAAGAUGCAGAACUAUUUGACAUGUUCGAUUCAGAAAUUUAAAAAAAAAAAACAUCGAUUCUAUCCUGCCUGUGACACGGGGAAAACUACUUAUUACCAAAAUAACAGACGCGAAACGAUCAUAAGAAAUCUUUUAUUCUGUAUUGCCUUCGAUAAUAAGAUAACUUAAGAUCCAAUUGAUGGUACGGUUGCUAGAGGCUGCCACGUGCCAUUUUGUGUCCAUAUAUAAAUAUAUCUUAUUUGGUAUCGGAAAACCGUUCUCGAUACUCUGGUAAUGAAGAGAUUCGAUGUUCCAAACCGGUUUCGUUAGGGCCUCACGGAUAGACACGAUUGCGGCAAACGGUUUUAAAUAUUUAUAACAAACUACCGAGUCUCGGCCGCGCCCCGUUGUCACUAUCCAUAAAAAUGAGGCACGAUCUUAAAUUAUCAAAAGUCUUAACUUAAAAUAUUUAAGACUAGCUAAGCCGCCAGGCUUUGUAGUGCCUCAAUCGAUAAAUAAAAGACCUAAACUGUUGUAUAAAAUAAACUUAAAACAAACAAAAGGAAUCCACCCGACGGGGGACACAUUAAAGAAAAAACAAAAUUGUUAUUGUUAUUUAAUUCCGAGCAUUUUCAUAUUUAUCUAAUCUUUUAAACCUUCCCCGGACUUCCACAAGUAAUUCAAGACCAAAAUUAGCGAAAUCGGUCCAGCCGUUCUCGAGUUUUAGCGAGACUAACGAACAGCAAUUCAUUUUUAUAUAUAGAGAUAAGAUAGAUAUAUAACUCAAUAGUUUCUAGACGAAAAUAAUAGGUUUUAAGAAUUUUCGAUUUGUUUUUAGCUAAACUAUAAAAGAGACAAAUCAUUGUGAAAAUUUACUCUAAGCUAAAAGAAAACGCAACCGGAUAAAUUUUAGUCAAAUCUCGAAAGAGAUAUUGGAAAGUAGCCAGAAAGAUUUGGUUGUAAAAGUAUUUAGUGCCAGAUUCAUUAUACAUACAUCAUAUACUUAUGCUGCCAUACGUAAAAUUUUAAAGAAUAUAAUAUUACUAAUCUAUUUCAAGCCUACGUUUCUUACGAGCCAUAAUAGCCUCGAGUACGUUCAAGAUAGGACCCUUUUUACAAUCCAUUGGAUUCAAUUUUGAACUAAUAUCGUAUUCUAUAUCAAAACUUUUCUAAACUAACUAUUUUUCGUUAAAAGUCUAAAAUAUUGCUUAGAAGCUUAAUUAAUACUUAGAAGUAUGAAUUCUUUAUUUGUCUUGAUUUAAAAGUACCGUUAAGAAGCUCGCGUUGCAAGCUUACGGUUCCCGCUGUACAAGAUAUUAAUUAAACUCCCGCUGAUUGAAUGAUUUUUUUAAUUUUUAUCACGAUUCGUUUUAUACUUUUUCAAUGCUCAUCAGUAAAAAGGUCAUCCGUCAUUUGAACAUAAAACAUUCCCAAAAAGGAAUUAUCGAAAAAUAAACCAAUCGGACAAGUUUUCGGAGCUGUCUUCUUAGAACGGACUUGACACUUGACAGUUGAUUAAAAUAUUCUUAGAAACGUCAAAAGCUCGGACGUGACUAAAAUAUUUUUUUGUUUUUGUUUUUAGUACUAAAAUUUUGAUAGAGUUGUUUUAAAUUUCGACAGACACGAGGUCACGGCCUACCAAAUGAUAAGUGUCACCAUAUAUCAUAGCUACAAAAAUGUAAAUGUCGAUAUCAGACAUAUCUUUUUUUUAAAAGUAAACAAUAAUUUUGAAGGGUGGGUAGUCGUUGUAACUAUACUGAGACCUUAGAGCUCAUAUCUCAAAGUAGGUGGCGGCAUUAUCGAUGUCUAAGGGCUCCGGUGACCACUUAACAGUAGGUGGGCCGUGAGAUCGUCUACCCACCUAAGCAAUAAAAAAAAGUAAUAUGUAUCCGCUAUCUCACUGGUGGCAGAAAUUACAGGAAGGCGGUAAUUAGUAGGCGGACUCGAGCUCUCUGUAACAAAAAUACAGAAGUAUUGAGAAAAAUCUUUAAUUGUUGCGAUGUUAUACCAGCGGGUUGUGACAGCUACAGCGAGACCGCAACACGUUUACUCGUAUGCUUUUCACAUCAUUACUUGUACACACGCUUCUGAAAAAUUUAGUUAUUGCGUAGAUUAGUGAACUAGCUGGUAUACCACCUGGUUUUACAUGAUCGUUGGCGCCCAUAGACAUCAUAACUUUGUUAAAACCUCAAAGUUUGUCAACUGUCAACUAUCUGUCAACUGUCAACGGCACUACCAUAGAGACAGGAACGCCAGCGACACAACAUCCGCUUUCGACUGUUGUAUCGGCGUUCAGUUCAAAAAAAUGUGUGCGUGUACUAGUGUACACACGUAAGAAGUGAAACUUGUUUAUGGCCUUAUUUUUCGAAAAAUGAUCUACAUGCAACUUUCUAGAAAUUGGUUAAAUAAAGUUAAAUUAGAUAAAGUUUAAACAAAAGGAUUUUAUUAUCAUAGACAUGAAUACAAAAAAAUGUGUGCGUGUACUAGUGUACACACGUAAGAAGUGAAACUUCUUUAUGGCCUUAUUUUUCGAAAAAUGAUCUACAUGCAACUUUCUAGAAAUUGGUUAAAUAAAGUUAAAUUAGAUAAAGUUUAAACAAAAGGAUUUUAUUAUCAUAGACAUGAAUACAAAAAAGUUAAAUUAGAUAAAGUUUAAACAAAAGGAUUUUAUUAUCAUAGACAUGAAUACAAAAAAGAUGGCGCGUAACGGAAAAAUGUGACGCGUAACCGAAAAAUGUGACGGUAAAUUUUUUUCCAACGCCGAUAAAGAAGUUUCACUUCAAUAAUACAAUUAUUUCACUUUACCUUUUUGCUACUAAGAUUAUUACAGCAUUUCAUUAAUUGUAAUAGAAUUAUUACUAUCAUUGUCAUUGUCAUUAUAUAUUUUUGUAAUUAAUGGCUUAUGGUAACUGAAAUAUGAAAUAUAUGGUUUACAUUCCACGAAAUUUAGUGACCGAGUAAAAACUCCGUCAAUUGUAGUGCCAGAUCUUGUUGUUGACGUUUGAGGACUGUUUUUCAUGGAUAAAUUCAAUUUAUCUUUCAGAAAUUCAACUAGCUUCAAAGAAUUUUCCGAUGCAAAAUUUACAUUAAAAUCUCCACUUAAAAUCAUCGGUAUUUUAUAAUUAUUGUUACCGAGUAAAGAGGCACCUUCACUUGUGUACGGCAACAAUGAAUGGUGAAGAAAAAGAUGGCGCGUAACGGAAAAAUGUGACGCGUAACCGAAAAAUGUGACGGUAAAUUUUUUUCCAACGCCGAUAAAGAAGUUUCACUUCAAAAAGUAACGUUUUAGAGCAAGUCCACUGACAAAACCUUAGAUUUUACGUCUCUUAAUUUUUAUUUUAAACCAAUUCGUUCCCUACAAUCCCAUCAGCGUUUAUUAUAACGAUCGUAUCAACAUUCAAGCCGGAACGCAUGAUUGCUUAGCGGCAGAAACUAAGUGCUAGAAACACACUGGAUAUUGGUACCUGAAAAGGAUGUUUCACGGAUUAUUACGCUACAUAAUUUCAGCCGAUUUUUUCUUUAUUCGGAACCAAUAAAACUCAUUAACCUAGACUGGUGACAAUUGACAUUCAGUUGCAGACAUCACGCAGCGAACAAUGACAAUAUGCAGGAGUUUAGAGCCUUAAUAAAAACUAUAAAUCACAAAGGCACUAUAAGGUAGCCUCAUAUUAUUCUACCCAUUUAGAUUUGUAUUCAGCUUGCGGAGUUCUUACUUAUGUUUCGUCGCCAAAUCAUGUCGCUGUAAUGCAUUAUGCAACAAUUAGCGUAAUGUGAAGAAUAACAUUUCUAAUACGCUUUUAUUAGCUUGCCAUGUAUGUAAACUUAUUUGUCUGUCUUCAUGUUUAGUUAAUUGAAAUUGAAAAAUCCAAAUUUUUGCGUCUCGCUGGCUUCAAUACGUCUAAUUAACUUGAAACUUUACACACGCCUCAAGAACCGAUGACAAAAUAAUAAUUUUACAACGACGCUCUAAUAUUCUGACAAGUCUUUACAGGAUAAAAAAAAAAGAAAUUAAUUGUUAGCGCGGUUUGAUAUUUUUUUGUUUUUAAACUAUAUACAUAUUUAUUUUAUAUAUGUUAUUCGAAAUAUUUCAAAGCUAGACAAUAGAUUCGUAAUAAUAGAUAACUAAUUUAGGAUUUAAAAAUUUAAAAGUCUUUGGUGCAUUAUUUUAUGAAUGCUUAUAACAUGAAAAAUAAUAAAUAUUUUUUACUAUAGAUGUUCAUCGCUUGUACGUAUAUACUUCUCAUAUUGAUGGUAUAGUUUAAUGUUACCGAAACAAAUUUGAAUAAUUUUUGGUAUUUGUAAUGUUAAUCAUAAGAUUGUAAAUAAGUAAAACAAAGGUAUCGUUAAUUCUAUGUAAUUUUAAGUCGUUCAAAUCGUAGAAAACCAAUAAGCUAAUUAUAUAUAGGUUAUUAUUAUUUAUUUCUUAAUAGAUAUACCUCAAAUUGUAUCGGUUUGUGUAAUUGUGUGUUUGUUAUUCUAUGACUUUUUUAAUUACCUUUAACCAUAAUGUUUUAUGAAAACGCAUUCAUAAAAUCAGAGCAAAAAAGGUUUUUUUUUAGAUUACAUGCCAAUACAUUCCGAGUUGAAUUUGAAAUCGUUUCCAAAAACGAAUGCAUUCGCGAGUGCAGAACAUUUAAAAUUUAUAAGUGAAAUUGCGCUCAAUGUAACACAAAUAAAAUCAACAGGCGCGCUCGGUCAACGGUCUCAUUUCAGGCGGGGAACGUGGUGUCCACGAGUUACCUACCUUCAUUUUAUAUUGCGCGUUCAGAAAAUGUGAAAUUUCAAAACGAUAAGCAGGUAAUGCAUAAGUUAGCAAUUAUUGAAUACUUAAGAAUUAUAAACAUUUAUUUUAGUUUUAAAUCUGAAAAUUAAUCCUUCAAACAUCGUAAUUUUUCUUAAUUUUGCAUAUUAAAAUUCUCGAUAUCGGCGUAAAAUGCUAAAUAUUUUCUUUUACAAGUUUUCCUUUUUUUCUGUCUUGGUGGUAAAUUUAAAUCCGAUUUAUUAAAGAAAAAUGGUUUUGGUAGACAAUUGGAAAUGAUUGCAACUUCGUAGCUCAAUAAAAGUAAUAUCUAUAUCUGUGUAGAACAAUUAAAUAGAGCUUUCACAGUUUAAAUAUUACGUAAUGAAAAAAAAUCGCGAUUAUUACGGUCCGACAUCGAAGCCUCGAAGGCACUGCCGGCCGGGCGUCCUUGGGGCGAGCCUGCGUGUUUGGUUGCAGUGUUGACCGCGGUAACCUUACCCUGCCCGGGUUCUGACUUCCGGGGCUCGGACGCUUUGGCGAGAGUGCAAGGAAAGCAUUUAAUGGGUAAAUCCCUAAAUACCAUCCUUGAGCCCGCGAUUCGCUCCCAACAUCUGCGAAUAGGCCCGUCCCACGUGCCCCGCGCGGGGACUUCGUAGGAAAUUGGACCCCCGGCCGAAAGAGAAAGAAAAAGGCUCUGAUAUCGAAAAUUGUAAAUUUCAAGGAACUAAUAGGUAAUUUUAACCUUGCUGUAGCGUGCCGAAAUUUACAGCUUACUUUUAUAAUCAAUAGUGAAUUUAUACUUUUUUAAUCAAAUCCAAUCGUAUUUCUAGAUGUUUCGUGGUAUUCGAUGCACCUGGUUCAAUGUCAGUACAUUCAUAGAUAUUAAUUUAAAUUAUAUAAGUAAAUCAUGAAACUUGAUAACCACAGUUUACCAAAGUGAGAUUACUAGAACUACGAAAUUAGUGUAAAUAUUAAGACGUUUACUUUUAAUUAACUGUGUAUUUUUUUUCUUUCUUUCUUAAUAUCGUACAAACUAUUGUAAGCUAUUCUCAUUUUCGAUUAUUUAUUGAAACAUAUUUAGUGGAAUUAUGUAUUAUAUUGUGAAAUAUUGUUGCAUUUGCCUCGUUUUAGGUAAAAUUAUUUUAGGUAUUUGUGGUAAUUAGUUAUAUGUAUUUAUUUAACAAAUUUUGAAAUAAAUGUUUGUUUUCUGAAA
Molecule: messenger RNA, 7944 nt
Organism: Bombyx mori (domestic silkworm)
Lineage: Eukaryota; Metazoa; Arthropoda; Insecta; Lepidoptera; Bombycidae
Product: growth arrest-specific protein 1
Exons: 3
Coding region: 349-1065 (238 amino acids)
Biological process (GO): regulation of cell cycle
Source: RefSeq, a predicted model, not a curated record